Messenger RNA from Colias croceus (clouded yellow), 1367 nucleotides. RefSeq names its product mitochondrial fission process protein 1. Gene Ontology annotation, biological process: mitochondrial fission. The transcript has 4 exons. The coding region runs from base 252 to 701 and encodes 149 amino acids. Lineage: Eukaryota; Metazoa; Arthropoda; Insecta; Lepidoptera; Pieridae. The record is from RefSeq and is a predicted model, not a curated record. Gene Ontology annotation, cellular component: mitochondrion.
UCGAAAAGCAAAAUAACUCUGAGUUUGUUUUGGUUAAAAUAAAAUAAAAAAAAUUAUGCUUUCAUUAAAACAGAUGAUAUUUACGUAGAAAUUUAUAGUGGUCAUUAAACAUACGAUUUAUUACGAAAUUAUUUCAUCACGGGUGCGAAGUUCAUGUGCGAUGUUAUAUAUUUAGUAUUUUCUUUUGUAUUAAACAUAAAGAAGUUUUAAAAUGAGAUAGGAAAUAAUAGAAUUAACAAAACUAGAUUAAAAUGCCACAAAACGAGGUUGACCUUUUUCGCGAUACAUGGGUUCGUUAUUUAGGUUACGCCAACGAGGUGGGCGAGUCGUUCCGUCCCGUGAUUCCAGUCAGGGUGGUGCGCGCGAGCUAUGCGGUCGCAUUUGCGUACGCGCUUGCUGAUACUGCGGACAAGAGUUGGAGGAUGUUUAAAAAAGAUGGCCGACCUAAGCAAGUACUAGUAGAAGCUGGAGAUGCUCUCAUCUGGCAGACUUUAGCAUCUGUUAUUAUUCCAGGGAUUACAAUUAACAGAAUAAGUGCCUUCACACAGAAAACGCUAAAGAAUAAAGCGCAACGGAUCCCACCUACACCACGCAGUAUUAUCGCGGUGGCGGUGGGAUUGGCAUCCAUCCCAUUUAUUAUAUUUCCCAUAGACCAUGGGGUUACACUGUUCAUGGAUGCCACGUACCGGCGAUGGGUAUGAAAAAAAGGUUUAUAAACUGGAAUAAUAUUUAGUUUUAUAGCAUUAACAGGUUUUAUAAAUUACUUUUUUUGUUUUAUAGCAAUCAAAAUGCUUUAUAAAUGAAAAAUUUUUAAAGAGUAGAAAAAAUUCGAUGUGGUGGGAUUCGAACGUGUGUCUUUUUGCCCAACCGUGGUGACGUCUGACCUCUUAUCUCUCCAGAGCUAUUGAAUUUAUUCUACUCUCAGUUUUAAACUGGUUUAAUGCAAUCGGCCGCUUUUUUAAUUUUUUGACACUGGUAAAUAUUUUUGUUAAACGCACAAUGUAGGUUUUUGUUAUUUAAAGUAUCUCGUUCAAAUUUAUGGUCCGGCUAAAAUAUUGAUUUUGUGAUAUUAGUUACUGAUAUUGGAUGUAAAUUAUCAUUUGAAAAGUUUUCGGAAAUAUUUAUUUGAUGGUGGCAAUAUUAAUUAAAGUGUCAAAUGAGCCUAAAAUGCAUUAAAAUAAAAAAAAAAAAAAUCGAUGCUUUACUAUAUUUUUUAAAGGAUGUGCCAAAAGGCUUAUAGUUUUAUUUAGAUUGACUCUAAAUGGAAUUCUAUGUGACAGAUAUUAUUGAAUUAUUAUUUAUUAUUAGCUAUAUAAAUUCAGAUCCCAUUGUAUAAAUUAUAUGUGUGAAAUAUUAAACAUUCCAGA